UUGUUAUCAGUGCGUUCGGCGUCUACCGCCGACUUUUGAUCUGUUGCCCUGAGGCUUCGAAUACAUAAUUAAGGGAGCUCAAUUACCUGCCGAAGCUGAGGUCGUCUAUUUCACUUCUCCAACCCAGAACACUUGCGCAACCAAAGUCAUCGGAAAGUCAGCGACGGGUCAUCGUUCACCCGAUUCGGCGAACUCGAAACCUCCUCGGGGCCGAAACGCAAGCCAGGCCGAAGAUACACAAGGGUAGCUUCCCACUCCAACGCCGCGUCAUGCUCCAACCACGAACCCGUGUGUUUAAUUUCUUUUAAAAACCAUCAGGCCAUCACAGCCACAAUGCCAACUCUUAACCAACCUUACAUUCUGUCAAACCGUCGAAAUGGGUCACCGUAUCGCUGCCGUCGAACUGCGCACCUCUUCUGGCAUCCACUCACAUUCGACAGGAACCGAAUACGAUUAGUGCUGCAUGGGAUUUUAUCCUCGGAAAUUCUAUGCCGCUGCGCCAAGCACCCCGCUUCUUCAAAGGGCAUACAUUGCGUAGUGCGCCCCUAUCGCCAUGGACGCCGUACUCGUACGGCGAUGCGCAGAUUGCACAAUUAUUUGGGGGCUGAGUUGUGCAAGACGGAGAAGGUUUUCGAAUCCCGAGAGCUCCAGUACGAGUACGACCCCGCAGUUGGAUACGACUGGGUACGGUUAUGCGAGUGCAGCUUUCGGGAUCACAACCUCGAAGAAGAAAUGCGUAAAAUUAUGAGCAUCAGGCCAUGUGAGAUGAGAUACUGUUCGUGGGUUCUUAUAGGGUUUAGGGGUGAGAUUUCUUGCUCCGAACAUGCCGGUAGGGUGGUGGAAUUCUGCCCGGUUCAAACCCCCACCUUCUGAAUUGGCGUUGAUUCCACAGCCAAAGUCGCCACAAAUGAUGACAUGCAC
Molecule: messenger RNA, 921 nt
Organism: Hyaloscypha bicolor E
Lineage: Eukaryota; Fungi; Ascomycota; Leotiomycetes; Helotiales; Hyaloscyphaceae
Exons: 1
Coding region: 334-873 (179 amino acids)
Source: RefSeq, a predicted model, not a curated record